GAUAAUUAAAGGGAAAAAAUGGAGAAGGCAAGAGCCAAAAGAGGGCAAAGCUGUGAUUAAAAACACCGUCACCUCCCCGUCAACGGAGAGAUCGUGUUUUCUCGAACCUUCCACGAGAUUUUCUACUAAGAACCAUCGAAAGCCGAAGACGAAGAGACUAGAGACGACGAAGAAGAAGGAACACAUAAAAAAAAAUCAAUCAAUCAAAGACCUUUGCUGAUUAAUCGGAUUCAGGAAAAGUGAAGAAGCGAAAGAGAGAAGAAGAAGAAGAAGAAGGUGAGAUGGGAGUUGAUUAUUACAAGGUUCUACAGGUUGAUAGAAGCGCCAGCGACGAUGACCUUAAGAAAGCUUAUAGAAAACUCGCUAUGAAAUGGCAUCCCGACAAGAACCCUAACAACAAAAAAGACGCUGAGGCUAAGUUCAAGCAGAUCUCUGAAGCCUACGAUGUUCUUAGCGAUCCUCAGAAGAGAGCGGUGUACGAUCAGUACGGUGAGGAAGGGUUAAAAGGGAACGUGCCACCUCCCAAUGCUGCUGGUGGAGCUUCCUACUUCUCAACAGGAGAUGGACCUUCAUCUUUCAGAUUCAACCCGAGAAGCCCGGAUGAUAUAUUCGCUGAGUUUUUCGGGUUCUCGACCCCCUUUGGUGGUGGAGGUGGUGGCAGCGGAGGGCCGAGGUUCUCUAGCCGCAUGUUUGGUGAUGAUGUGUAUGCCUCGUUUGGUGAUGGAGGAGGUGGAGGAGGACCAAUGCAUCAUCAUCACCAUCAUCAUCAUCACGCUCCAGCUAGGAAAGUGGCUCCUAUCGAGAACAAGUUGCCUUGUAGCCUUGAAGAUCUCUACAAAGGAACCACCAAGAAGAUGAAGAUCUCCAGGGAGAUUGUAGAUGUCAGCGGAAAGGCAAUGCAAGUGGAAGAGAUUCUAACAAUUGGAGUGAAACCCGGGUGGAAGAAAGGCACAAAGAUCACAUUCCCAGAGAAAGGCAAUGAGCAUCCGGGUGUGAUUCCAGCGGAUCUAGUAUUCAUCAUUGACGAGAAACCCCAUCCAGUGUUCACUCGAGAGGGUAACGAUCUGAUUGUCACACAGAAGAUCUCACUAGCUGAUGCCUUGACAGGCUACACCACAAACAUAACGACCCUUGAUGGCCGUACACUUGCAAUCCCGGUCACCAACGUGAUCCAUCCAGAGUAUGAAGAGGUGGUUCCUAAAGAGGGAAUGCCACUUCAGAAAGAUCAGACAAAGAAAGGGAACUUGAGGAUCAAGUUCAAUAUCAAGUUUCCAGCGAGAUUAACUGCGGAACAGAAAGCUGGGUUUAAGAAGCUUCUUGGGUGAUAAUGAUUAAAGCUUCUGUCUUGUGAUGUGUGGAGAUUAAGAUCAUUUGGUAAUAUACGAUUUAUAGGGAAUUCUCCCCCUCUUCAUUAAUUUCGUGUUGUUAAACAAGUCUUCUUUUUACAGAAUAGUUCUUUCAAAUCUUUUUUAAAGAAUAGUUCUUUUCAAGA
Capsella rubella is the source of this 1492-nucleotide messenger RNA. Its product is annotated as dnaJ homolog subfamily B member 1. The transcript has 3 exons. Bases 282 to 1325 code for a protein of 347 amino acids. Gene Ontology annotation, molecular function: protein-folding chaperone binding. The record is from RefSeq and is a predicted model, not a curated record. NCBI's taxonomy places the organism in Eukaryota, Viridiplantae, Streptophyta, Magnoliopsida, Brassicales, Brassicaceae. Gene Ontology annotation, cellular component: cytosol.